Pyricularia oryzae 70-15 is the source of this 1672-nucleotide messenger RNA. RefSeq lists its product as uncharacterized. The transcript has 2 exons. Lineage: Eukaryota; Fungi; Ascomycota; Sordariomycetes; Magnaporthales; Pyriculariaceae. The record is from RefSeq and is a predicted model, not a curated record. Bases 8 to 1039 code for a protein of 343 amino acids.
GGUGCUCAUGCAUUAUUUCAUUGGAAGAUCUAUCUCUCAAAACUUGUUGUUUGCUCAAAACGGAAGUUGCCACUCACAGUCUUUCGUCCUUUGCAGCAGGCAAAAGGGGGUGAAACCUCAGAGGACGAAAACCCCUCUCAAAGCUAGCGGAUUAAUCGGGCUGACAACCCAACUCACCGCCCUCAUUUUUACGACGCCAGCAACCGCGAGAGAUAAAUUAAAGGCAAAAAUUAGGAGGCGAAAAUUCACCCCAAGAAGUAGAGGACAAAAGCAAGAAAACAACAAAAUGAAGGACAUCAUAAACGACCGUUCUUCCUCGCCGCCGGUCUUUUCACCCCUGGCAAUCGACGCAGACUUGGCACCCCUCCCAGAGUACAAGGCGGCUGGCGAGACCAAGAUCAACUUUGGCGGCCUGCUCCCCGCGACGGCACCACUGCGCCUGCACGAGGACCUCAGCUCGGGAUGCGGCGGACAGCUGUGGCCGGCGGGCAUGGUGCUGGCAACGCAUAUGUUGCGAGACCGCAGGAGUUCCAUCGGUCGCGAGAGGAUACUGGAGCUGGGCGCCGGCGGCGGCCUCGUGUCGCUGGCCGUGGCGCGAGGGUGCGACGUCGAGACGCCGAUGCUGAUAACGGACCAGCUCGAGAUGUUGGCCCUGAUGGAGCACAACAUCCGCCUCAACGAGGUGGAGGACAAGGCCAAGGCUUUGAUCCUCAACUGGGGUGAGCCGCUCCCACAACAAGUGGUCGAACUCAAGCCGACGGUGGUCCUAGCAGCCGACUGCGUCUACUUUGAGCCCGCGUUCCCGCUGCUCCUCCAGACGCUGACAGACCUGCUGGCCCUGUCGCCGCCCAAGGAGUGCACCGUCUACUUUUGCUUCAAGAAGCGGCGGCGCGCAGACAUGCAGUUCCUCAAAAAGGCGCAAAAGAUGUUUUCGGUCGUCGAGGUUCCCGACCAGGACCGGCCCGUCUUUAGCCGACAAAACCUGUUCCUCUACGCCAUCAUCAGCAAGGAGGAGGCGAUAAAGGUGACGACAAGUUGACACUAUAUAUUUGAUUACAAAGUAGCAAGCAAUUAGAAUUGUGGAUUGAACAAAAAGUAGGAAUCGCCACGGGUUUUAUUCCAGUUUUUGCUUGCUGGUCUAUAUUCCAAGUUUCUUGCCCAGUUUAUCCCGCCCCUCCCCUUUCCACCCCAAACCAUCUUUGACAAGCGUUUCCAACUUCCAAGGAACAAAGCCAAGAACCAGUUUGUCAUGGAAAUUGGGCCCUUCCCAAUUGCAAGCAGCAACGUUGGACGCCCAAUCCGUGGAGAUGCACGUCGCACAUCUAUUCUAGGGUGUCAGCAAUAAGCUUACUUGUUGCUUGACAGCGGUCAUUGAUCGUGCAAAAAAAGACGGCAAACAAAGGUACGACCCGUUUACCGAGCUGAGAGCCGAGUGAUGGACAGUAGGUUUUGCGGGAUUUGGCAGCGAAAACAAGAGUUGUACAGUAGCAAUUGUACCUACGUUAGUUGCUAGCAAGCUAGGUACCCAACGUAUUUCAGCUUUAACAUUAAAAAAAUGCCCUAAAUUGAUCAUCAGCACACCACAUCGGGACAACACACGCGGGAGGAACAUUUCGCAUCCGGAGUCUGGUGUGGUUGCAAGCCGGCUAACCUUUCCUGGUGAUCAAACAGG